Molecule: messenger RNA, 463 nt
Organism: Oppiella nova
Lineage: Eukaryota; Metazoa; Arthropoda; Arachnida; Sarcoptiformes; Oppiidae
Source: the annotation of a GenBank genome assembly
AUGACUAAAUGUGUGCAAUAUUUGCACGAAAAGCACAUCAUUCAUAGAGACCUCAAACCGGACAAUGUGUUGAUUACAUGUGAAGGGUAUAUAAAGUUAUGUGACUUUGGUUUGGCUAAAGAGGUCCCAAAUUGUGAUCCGUUUCUUAUGACCAAAGCUAUACAUACCGCUGAUGUCGGGAAUCUGUCAUAUCAGGCACCGGAAGCCCAGACUAAUGAUUACAACCACUUGAUAGAUAUAUACAGUCUAUCCCUAAUUGGGGCUCAAAUUUUUGGUUUCGAUACAAACGAUAUAAUGGACGGAAAGUAUAAUUAAUGACAUAGAAAAAGACAAAACUAUUUCUGAAUUAAUGCAUGAAAUGAAUGCAUUAUUGGUGUCAAUGAGUGUUCAUAAGUUUCGCGAAAACGGUUCAACAGAUUGGAGGCAAAGACCCGAAUGUUCGCACAUUUUAUCACAAUAGCAG